Molecule: messenger RNA, 387 nt
Organism: Papaver somniferum (opium poppy)
Lineage: Eukaryota; Viridiplantae; Streptophyta; Magnoliopsida; Ranunculales; Papaveraceae
Product: endoglucanase 9-like
Exons: 1
Coding region: 1-387 (128 amino acids)
Biological process (GO): carbohydrate metabolic process
Molecular function (GO): hydrolase activity, hydrolyzing O-glycosyl compounds
Source: RefSeq, a predicted model, not a curated record
AUGGACUAUCUAAGAGAUGUGCAUGAAUGCCAUCGAUGCUCGGAUCUUGCAGCUGAAAUGGCUGCUGCCUUAGCUUCUGCAUCGAUUGUAUUCAAAGACAACAAGAAAUACUCUAAAAAGCUAGUUCAUGGUGCCGAGACUCUUUAUCAAUUCGCUCAGGAUAAAAGGGGUAGAUACAUUGCUGAUAUUACAGAUGCUUCGAUUUUCUAUAAUUCCACUAGUUACUGGGAUGAGUUCAUUUGGGGUGCAACGUGGUUAUUUUAUGCUACUGGUAACACUUCUUACCUUGAACGCGCUACAUCACGAGUUCUAGCGAAACAUGCUGGUGCUUUCUCUGGUGGCCCUAGUUAUGGUAUUCCCAGUUGGGAAAAUAAACCCAGACCCUAG